AUGCGUCCAAACGUUGCCCCAGCUCUACUUUUCUUCGCCGUUUUAAGUAUUUUCUGUUAUUUGCUAUAUUCAAAUGCUAGAGAAGGUUGUCUAGACGCGUGGAGUGAUAAAGUCUUCUUGCAAGACUAUGUUCUCACGAAGAAACAUUACGUGGAAACUGCCAAGGAAAGGACAAAUUUGUUGAGAGACGUUUUACUGCAAAAGAGAACCAAAGGUUGGCGAUUCGCUGACAUCUACAAUGGAUUGGUGCCAGAGGUCUUUUGCACAUCGCUCCUCCGCGUCGGUAAAGUGAGCGAUGGUGGGAAAUGGAUUUGCCGACCGUGGAGUAUGCCAAACGAUUGUGCUGUUUAUUCAUUGGGUGUCAAUCAAGAUACGUCAUUCGAAAGAGAUCUCCAAUCAUUGACGCAAUCAAGAUGUCGACUAUAUGCCUAUGAUAAGAACCAGCCAAAAUCCGCAAAAGUCCUCGAGGGACUCGACAAAAUGAAUGUUCAUUUCAAGAAAGGAUUAAUCGGAAUUGUGAAUGAUCCGCAAAACGGAAAAUUGAGUAUUCAAGAGGAAAUGAAAUUGUAUAAGGAUAAAAGAAUCGAGAUUUUAAAGAUUGAUAUUGAAGGUGCAGAACUGAAGGUACUCCCGGAGUUGAUAAAUGCGGCUAGGAUUUGUCAGAUCCUCGUUGAGAUCCACGCCGAUCCGCAUCUUGUACUCGAUUUGAUGAAAAAGCUGGCCAAAGGCGCCCUUAUCUCACUUUUUGUCGGCUUCAUCUAUUUGAACGGUUUUCGUGCUCGUUUUCCUUCGGUCACCAUUCAAGAAGUUAUUUCCAAGGAUAACAAACAAGUGAAAAAACCCAUUCAAAUUCUCUAUUAUACACGAGUGUGGCAAUAUGUUCAACAAGAGAGAUGGGUUUCCGAUGAACAGUGCACAGGAGUGCCAGCGGGUAGCUGUAUCCUGCACAGUAACAAGUCAUUAAUCUCCGAAAGUGACGCUGUCGUUUUUGAGCCUCGUUUUAUUGAUGGAAUUGAUCUAGAAAAGAUUCCACGGAGAUCUGAUCAGAUUUUCGUUUUCUCGAUUAGAGAAGCAGCGCAACGAGUUGAGAAACCGAAGGUGCCAGAUUACUUUUUCAAUGCUUCGAUGAGUUAUUUGAGUACAGCUGAUAUCCCGUACAAUCAUCGAUAUGAGUGGAUGAGAAAAGAUGAGAGUGAGAAAAGAGGUCUAACAUUUGUCCCAAUUGGUUUCAACAAGGCUCUCUUUGAAAAGAAAUCGCAUUUCCUGAGUGCAAUGAUUGGGAAUUGUGCGAGUACGCCGAGUGGUCGAACAAAACUUGUCAAAUAUUUGGAAAAGAGAAAAUAUUUGAGUUUAUUUGGCGGUUGCUCUAAAGAUCCAGAAAGGAAAAAUGUUUGCAAAAAAAGAGAUGACGAUUGUGUGAACAGGAUUUUUGAGCAAUCAUUUUUCUUCUUAGCCUUGGAAAACUCGGUUUGUUUGGAUUAUGUGACGGAGAAAUAUUGGAAUCGAACGACGAUACAAAGUGUGCCAAUCUUAUGGAGUAGGAAAGCGGCUGAGAAACAAGGAAUCCCGGAAAACUCGGUGAUUUAUGUGGACGAUUUUGAGACGAUCGGAAAAAUGAUCGAUCAUUUGGAGUAUUUACGCUCAAAUUUGACUGCUUAUCAAGAAUAUUUUCUUUGGAGAAACGAUUACAUGUUGAUCACUAAACGUGAGAGUCGAGAGUGUCAGCUUUGUUCGUACGUUUAUCGAAAACCUUCAUCGAAAGUCUACAAAGAUGUCUAUCAAACAUUCAAAGAACAAACGGAUUCUAUUCAGCUAUCCCAAAUGAUUUCGGUGCUGAAAAUCUCGGUUCGUUUCAAUUGCGGGAAGCUGAAUCUAUUGAUGCUGUGCAUCUUCAUCGUCUCGAGUUUUCUUUUCAUGAAGAAAGUGAUAGAAAUGCAUCAAAAAGGAACGAGAAGAUAUAUGCUGAAAGAAUCAGAUGGAGUGAAAAUAUUGGAAUUUGGAGAGAAGAGGCUGGUGAAACCGACUGGAGAAGAGGGGAGGGUCGUCGAGAUCUGGGAUCUUGACGAUGACAGUCCGGAGCACGAUCUAAAAGAUUUUGACGGAUUGAUGUUAGUGCCCGAAGUGUAUGGGAAUUAUUGUGUCUACGAGAAUGUAUUAGAAGAAGAGCCACCAAAAGAGAAAUUGAUCGCGAUGAUCCUUCAUUCAUCACUCUCAUACAUUGACGAGAGUUUCGCGAAAAUGGCCUUAGCCUGGGACGGCUCAAUCUCAUUAGCUAUUUUCGUCGACGAUUUCUCGAGCAACUCCGAUAUGAAAUUGGUUGUGAACUGGAUCACGCAACUACGAUCGAAAAUCCCGUCAAAAACCGCACUUUUCAUUCAUUUGUUCUUUCAACGAAUUGAUAACGAUGAAUGUUCAAUGUUCUUUAUUGAAAAGAAACAUUUGGUGAAAAGUGAUGUUUCGUUGCCGAAUAAUUCAAUCGAUCCAGCUACAUAUCCGAUAAAUGUGGCGAGAAAUUUGGCGAGAAAAUUCGCGCCACCACAUCACUAUUUUCUUGUGGCUGAUAUGGAUCAGGAAUAUUCUUCUGAUGCUGAAAGAAAACUCCGAUCGAUCGCUGACUCAAGAAAUCUCACUACUGUCAAAGAAGUGUUGGUGAUUCGACGUUUCGAGCAUGAGCUAAAUUCGAGUUCGCCCAAAACGAUCGCCGAACUCCAUUCUCGAUACAACAAAGAUGUAUUCUUUUUUCAUCAGAAAUACUUCUCCCCAGCACACGCGAUCCCCAAUUUAACUGAAUGGUUUCAUAGAGGAGGUCAGUCGAUGAAGGUAACCCCAGUGAAAUAUCAUAGUCAUUAUUGGGAACCGAUGUUUGUCGCCUCAUCAAAUAUCCCGUUUCAUGAUGAGACAUUGAGAUAUCAACAUAAAAAUCAUCUCGCAUUGUGUUGGGAUCUUUGCGUUUUCGGGUACAAAUUUCUCAUCGUUGAUGGCGUUUUCAAUACGCAUAGUGGAGUGAAAGAGUUGAAAAAGACUGGAUAUUACAAAUGGUCGUCAAAAGAUGCCGAGAAAAUAGCCAAAGAAGCGGCAGAGAUUCACAGUAAACAACUGAAAAAAUCUCAUCCAAAAGAAUAUCAACAAUGUUUUGGAGAAAAGAAAAAACCGAAAACGACGAAAAAACCGACAACGAUUAGUACAAAU
Molecule: messenger RNA, 3189 nt
Organism: Mesorhabditis belari
Lineage: Eukaryota; Metazoa; Nematoda; Chromadorea; Rhabditida; Rhabditidae
Source: the annotation of a GenBank genome assembly